Danio rerio (zebrafish) is the source of this 935-nucleotide messenger RNA. The record is from RefSeq and is a predicted model, not a curated record. NCBI's taxonomy places the organism in Eukaryota, Metazoa, Chordata, Actinopteri, Cypriniformes, Danionidae.
GAGAGAGAGAGAGAAAAGCACGCGCUCUCUCCUAGUGCACUUUGCAGUAAGUUGCGGGCGGCUGUUGCUGGCGUGGCGGUUGCUGGUCGCGCGCGCAGGGAACUUUAACACGCUGGAUCCCAAAGUCCGUCUCUCUCACCUGCGCAGUUCGGAGCUGCCAUGGAUUUCGCGGCCGGAUUUACUAUCCUAAUCACACUGCCGAUCUUUCUGCAGACGAACGGCCUUUAUAUCUCCAGUAGCAUAGAUUCCCUGCAGCAUGUCCUGGGGGACUAUGGACUGGUGAAGCCCGUUCUGACAGAUGCAGAAGGCCGCUUCGUGUCCCAUGCAGUAUCAGUCGGUCCAGCAAACGGGCAGUUCCGUAGGCGCUGGAGAAGAGAGGCGGCAUCGGCCGACCACGCCCACCAUGAGUCCGGAGGAGACGCCUUUCAGCGCCUCUACUACAACCUCACCGUCUUCGGCCGGGAGUUUCACCUGCGACUUCGCCGCAACGAGCGACUGGUGGCUCCCGGAGCCAAGAUGGAGUGGCAGGAAUCUGGCGGCUCACGGUUCGAGCCUUUGCAGAGUGGCUGCUUGUAUGUGGGAGACAUUACGGACAUACAGGGAGCAUCGGUGGCUAUCAGUAACUGCGACGGCCUGGCAGGGAUGAUCAGGACGGAGCAGGAGGAGUUUUUCAUUGAGCCGCUGGAAACGGGACAUCAUGUGAUGGAGCAAGAGGAGGAGAGCGGUGGCCGUUCUCAUAUUGUGUACCGUUCAGCCGCUGUGAAGAAGCCUCCUGUUAGCUCACUAGCUGCAAACUUUCACUCCAGAGGUUAGUUUUGUUUACCGACUUCUGUUUGCGUUUACCUGCACAAUCUGCUUGUGUAUUCUGAUACAAUUAUCUUUUUAAAGGCCAUUGCUGUGUAAAAAUAUCUAAAGUUUUUGGUAAAAAAAAAAAA